This is a messenger RNA of Sardina pilchardus (European sardine), 794 nucleotides long. RefSeq names its product leucine-rich repeat-containing protein 17-like. The coding region runs from base 36 to 503 and encodes 155 amino acids. Gene Ontology annotation, cellular component: extracellular matrix. NCBI's taxonomy places the organism in Eukaryota, Metazoa, Chordata, Actinopteri, Clupeiformes, Clupeidae. The record is from RefSeq and is a predicted model, not a curated record. The transcript has a single exon. Gene Ontology annotation, molecular function: protein binding.
UCCUGUGGUUCCCCUGCGGGGCCCGUGGACGUGAGAUGGGGUUCUUCCGGGUUCUUGCGGUGCUGCUGGUGCUGCUGGUGCUGGGCGGAGCCGAGAGGAGGAGGGGCGGAGACGGGAGGCGUGGCCUGGUGAGGGGGCGUGGCCGAGCGCGCGCUGUGAAGCGAUUGGCCGAGGAGUGUAAGGAGUACGUGGAGGCGGGCGAGAAGUACCUGGACUGUCAGGACCGCGGCCUCACCUCCGUCCCCCCCGACUGGCCCGCGGACACGCAGCACCUGCUGCUCGCUCGGAACCACCUGCAGGUGCUGCGCGACGGAACCUUCAGCCACCUGCCGCGGCUGCGCUCCCUGGACCUGCAGCAGAACCGCAUCUCCCGCGUGGAGGACGGCGCCUUCGCCGGGCUCGACCAGCUGCACUCGCUGCUGCUGCAGAACAACCGUCUGAGCGCGCUCAGUGAGGAGCCGCUCACCUCGCUGCCGCGCCCUGCGCUACCUGCGUCUCUAUAGCAACCCCUGGCGCUGCGGCUGCGCGCUGGACAGCCUCGUGCGCACGCUGCAGGUGCCCGCUAACCGCCAGCUGGGCAACUUCGCCAAGUGCUCGGAGCCGCAGGAGCUGCGCGGGCUCAAGCUCAAGAGGCUGAAGGCCGACCUGCUGUGUGAGGCUCCGCCCCCCCCGGACCCCAACGCCCCGCCCACGCCCACAGGGGGCGGAGCCUCACACAGGCCGCCGGGCAUCAGCAAGCCGCAGGACGCCACCAGCCUGUGCCACACCUACAUGGUGCCGCGCCCGCGACUAGA